AUGUCCUCUAACACUACAGAUGAAAUUAAUUCUAGUAAAGGAAUUCAAUCCCAGAAUACCACAACUGCCGAUCUCGACACAACCACAUCGUCUUCAGACGACUUAACCACUGUAAGUGAAAGCACAGAUGUUACAACAACGGAGACAUCGGACAACGUAACAACAGUGAGUGAAACCACAGAUGUUACAACAACGGAGACUCCGGACAACGUAACAACAGAAAGUGAAACCACAGAUGUUACAACAACGGAGACACCGGACAACGUAACAACUGAAGCCGCAGACACCACAACACAAGCUGCAGACACCACAACACAAGCUGCAGACACCACAACACAAGCUGCAGAAACCACAACACAAGCUACAGACACCACAACGCAAGCUGCCGACACGACAACGCAAGCCGCCGACACCACAACGCAAGCCGCCGACACAACAACGCAAGAUGCAGACACCACAACGCAAGCUGCAGACACCACAACGCAAGCCGCAGACACCACAACGCAAGCUGCCGACACCACAACGCAAGCCGCCGACACCACCACGCAAGCGGUCGACACCACCACGCAAGCGGUCGACACCACAACGCAAGCCACAGACAUCACAACGCAAGCCGCCGACACCACAACGCAAGCUGCCGACACCACAACGCAAGUUGCAGACACCACAACGCAAGCCGCAGACACCACAACGCAAGCCUCAGACACCACAACGCAAGCUGCAGACACCACAACGCAAGUGCCCGACACCACCACGCAAGCGGCCGACACCACCACGCAAGCCGCAGACACCACAACGCAAGCUGCAGACACCACAACGCAAGCUGCAGACACCACAACGCAAGCGGCCGACACCACCACGCAAGCGGCCGACACCACCACGCAAGCCACAGACACCACAACGCAAGCCGCCGACACCACAACGCCAGUUCCCGACACCACAACGCAAGUUCCCGACACCACAACGCAAGCUGCCGACACCACAACGCAAGUUGCCGACACCACAACGCAAGUUGUCGACACCACAACACAAGCUGCCGACACCACAACGCAAGCCACAGACACCACAACGCAAACUGCAGACACCACAACACAAGCUGCCGACACCACAACACAACCCGCAGACACCACAACGCAAGCCGCAGAGACCACAACACAGGCCAUAGACACCACAACACAGGCCGCAGACACCACAACGCAAGCCGCAGAGACCACAACACAGGCCAUAGACACCACAACACAGGCGGCAGACACCACAACACAGGCUGCAGAGACCACAACACAAGCUGCUGUUACCACAACACAAGCUCCAACCACCACAACACAAGCACCAACAACCACAACACAAGCACCAACAACCACUACACAAGCACCAACCACCACAGAAAAUGUAUGUGCUAGUGUCACGUGUCAAAAUGGUGGCGUGUGCAUUCGAAUGGAUGGCAAAGGUGUUUGCCGUUGUGAUGGAAACUAUACAGGAGACCGGUGUCAAUACGCUAUAGCGGGAUAUACUUCAUGGUCCACGUGGGGGGCAUGUGAUCAGGAUUGUGGGGAUGGUAUCCAAUUGAGGACACGCAAUUGCACUGAUGUCACAGGAGCAAACCGGGGCAUGGACUGCGGAAAUAAUCUGCAAGAGGAAAAGGCAUGCGUAGGUCUACCAAAAUGUGUUGUGACGGCUAAUCCAUGUGAAGCGGUUAUCAAUCCAUGCUUAACUGAUGGCGUGCUGCAUACAUGUCGUGUUCAGUCGGGAGGGAAGUUCAAAUGUACAUGCAAAGAUGGAUUUGUCAAUGAUGCAAAUGGAGUAUAUUGUGCUAAUGAAAAUGAAUGUAAUAAUGUCAACAAUGACUGUAAAGACGUCAACACAAAAUCAUUCAAAAUGGGCGUGUCUGGAUGUAGGGACACUGUAGGGAGCUAUGGUUGUGUAUGUUCCAGUGGGUUUACUUACAACAGUACAAAUAGGGCAUGUAAUGAUAUUAAUGAGUGUAUCAGCAGUGACACCAAUAACUGUGACAUUUCAACCAGAGCGACCUGUAGUAACACACCUGGCAGUUUUACCUGUGCUUGUAAAGCGGGAUACCAAGGCGCAGGAACCACAGGAUCAUGCAAAGAGAACCGAUUGCUUAGUUUUGUUAACCAUACAAAGCUCUCAUCAUCCGAUGCCUAUUCCAAGUAUUUCUUCCCACAAUACGCAAUAACUGUCGGAUCUUUCCUGUAUCCAUCAUUUUAUUUUACAAGAGGAGGCCUGUUGCUCUUUACAACAGUCACCAGUGAUACAGUAAGCACAGGAAGCAGACAGGCUUUCACCAAUCCAUCCAAGUUCUCCUUCGACUCAUCAUUCCAAGAAAAGGCUGCUUUUGCUCCAUGGUGGUCUAACUUGGUUGUGGGAUUAGCAGACAGUGCAAGUGGUGUGUAUUACAAAGAGUAUUCUUCUACUGUUCCAACUGAAAAUGCUGCAAUGUUGGCACAGAAAAGUGAUUUCAAUACUAACAAAGGAGGUUUUAGCAUGAAUGCUCCAAAGCACAUGAUUGUGAUUACAUGGAACAAAAUGGAACUGAGCAAAAUUCCACGGAGUCCCUCUGAGAUUGUAACCUUCCAGUUGGUAAUGUUAUCAGAUUAUCAAAACACCUAUGUCAAGGUCAUAUAUAAUGACCGAGAAAUGACCUGGGAUGUAUUGAACUCAGUUGGAAAUUACCCAGUAAGGAUUGGAAUCUUGAAGCAGAAUGAAACUGCAGAAGAAUAUCCACAGUCUUACCUUGACCUGCUGUCAAAACCAGAGGACAAAAACAAAAUACAGAAGAUUGAUGAAGUCAUUCCAACAGGACUUGUUGGAGAUGUCACCAGAAAAGGGUUUUCAUAUUAUCGUAUCUCCAAGUCAGUGGCCCCAGCUCAUCCAGGUCUACAAUGUAAUACUUAUAUUGAAAGUCAGAAGUUGAGUCAGAAAAACCCACAGAAAAAAGUUGUGACAGCAGAUGUCAGCAAAUGUCCACCAAGUCUGUUACAGACCACAGACUCAUUUAAGACAUUCACAAGUGCAGAAAUUCCUAGUUCCAUGACCUGCUAUGCCAAGCGAAGUGCUUUGUCAAGUACGGCCCGAGAUCAACGCAGCCAACGUUGUUGCUACAACAAAGGAAACAAAGGGUUGAUUUUAGACCCUACACUUGCUAAAGGAUUUAACAUAUACAUGUGACCGACUUCAGCUGAACAAAUUUCAGCAGAUAAGAACUUUGGCAUUUGUUGUAAUGCUGAAAAUAGUUAUGCUUCAAGAGAGGACCUUUGUGCUAAGUUUGUGGAGGUACUGCCUGUAUGCACAGCUGAGAACUUUGUGGCCAGUGGAGCAGGUGGUGCCUUGGGAGAUCCACAUUUGACAACACUAGAUGGUUUAUCCUUCACUUUCAAUGGACAUGGAGAAUUUGUACUGAUGAAAGCAGCAGAUGUUGAGGUUCAAGGACGAUUUUCACCUCAGAGAAAUGCUGGGGGUGUGAAGAGUGCUACAUUUAUAAGUGCAAUAGCAGGAAAACAGUCCAAUCCUAACAGUGAUAAAGUGGAAUUCAGAUUGAAUUCUGCAGCUACAGAUACAGAAAUCCUAAAAAAUGGCGCAGUUCAGUCUAUGGAUUUCUCUGGAGGAGCCGUGGAUUGGAAUGAAGUGUCAAUCACAAAAGCAGUCAGCAGCAGCAACAUAACCACUUACAAAAUGAUCUUUAGUGGAGGACUGACAGCAGGUGUACAGCUUAACAAUGCAAUGUUUCAGCUGGUCAUUUCAGCAUCUUCCAGCUACCGCAGUAAUUUCACAGGACUCUUGGGCAACUUUGAUGGUUCAACUAGUAAUGACUUUACUUCACCAAAUGGAAGUGUCACACCUUCUGACUCAGUCGAGAGUGUCGUUUACACAUACGGAGCGAAAUGGCAAAACAAUGCGAACUCUACUCUGUUUACGUAUGGUGGAAGUCCAAACAACACUAACUGGGCUAGCCACGUAGAUACAGCUUACACCCCAGUCUUCUUCAAUGCUAACCUGACCAUUAUGUUUCCGGAUCCUGCCAAGAAAACUCAAGCCAUCAGUGCUUGUAACAAAGGGGCUUCCACGGAUUCUGAUCCAGAAAAGCGCAGGGAAUGUUACUUUGAUUUCAAGGUUACAGAAAAUGCUGCUUUGGCUUCAGCUACCUCUGACACCAAGACGGCUUUAGCAGAAACACAGUCCACCCUUGCCAACUAUCCACCAGAGAUAAAAAACGGCAAUGUUACAAUCCAGGUAUCGGUUGGUGGUAAUUUCUCACUACAGCUAGUGGCUGAGGAUCAAAAUGAAGGGGACACCAUCUUUUUCCUUUUGAAUAGUGAUGCUCCUUCUGGAGUUAAAGUGGAUAAUGCAACUAAAAGACUGUCCUGGAUCAAUGUUCCGGACAGUAACUCCAUGUCUAUCCAGGUCACAGUGUCUGAUGGGAAGGCCCAGUCUCUGUGGACUCCAAAAAUUAAAUUGUGCAAGUGUAAGAAUGGUGGUACGUGUGGCUUCAAUGUAGACAGCAGUGACCAGUUUUUCAUUGUUCCCUGUACCUGUGUGACAGGAUAUGAUGGUAACUUUUGUGAGAAUGACCAGGAUGGUUGUGCGACCAAUCCCUGCUGGCCAGGAGUGGACUGUACUGAUGUCCUUGCUCGUGAUCUGUCCAGCACUCCAGCUGGAUUUGUCUGUGGUUCCUGUCCAGUUCAUCUCGAUGGAGACGGAAUCACUUGCUCAGACAAGGAUGAGUGUGUGGUGAACAAACCUCCCCCAUGUAGUCAGAACUGCACCAACAUUGCUAAUGGUUACACCUGUUCCUGCAUAUCUGGGUAUAUUUUGGGCGGUGAUGCCCGAACUUGUCAAGAUGUUAAUGAGUGUCAGACAAAUACGGACAAAUGUAACAAGGCCACCACAACUUGUAGUAACACUGUGGGUUCCUAUACCUGUAACUGUAAGACCGGUUACUCCAGCGACACCCAAUAUGCUUGUACAGACAUCAAUGAAUGUUCAUCCAAUCCCUGCCCUGCUAACUCAAGAUGUCAAAACACUGUUGGCAGUUACACGUGUACCUGUAAUUUUGGAUAUGAGAAAAACACCCAGACCAACACAUGUGAUGACAAGGAUGAGUGUGCAGGUUCCAACAACUGCCAGCAGAAGUGUGUAGAUGGUGUGGGUACCUACACAUGUGCAUGUAACACUGGGUAUCGUCUCAACGAAACAGAUUUAGUCAGCUGUUUACCUGAAAAUGUGUGCACAGCACAACAAAGAGCAACCUGUGAUGGUGGUAGCGGCCGAGCAACAUGUGCCGUGUCUAAUGGCCAGGUGUACUGUACUUGUCCCAACGGUUAUGCCCUCAAUGCAACAAAAUACUGUAUAGAUAUUGAUGAGUGUGCCACUAAUGCUGAUGUUUGUGUUGAUGCCAAGAGUGACUGUGUCAACCAAGUAGGGGGAUACAAGUGUCAGUGUAAAUCAGGAUACCGGGCACUCAACAAUUUCAUCUGUGCAGACAUUGAUGAGUGUGCAUCAUCAAGCAGCAACAACUGUACAAGUCCUGCCACCUGUCGGAAUAAUGAGGGAGGUUAUGUGUGCACAUGUCCCUCAGGCUACUCUAAAUCGGGUCAAUAUGGCUGUAGUGACAACAAUGAAUGUGCUUCAGUUUCCACCAAUUCCUGUGAUAGACAAUAUGGAACAUGUAGUAACACCCCAGGAGGCUACACUUGUUCAUGUAACAAAGGCUUUACUGGAAAUGGAUUUGUGUGUGCAGAUUUGAACGAGUGUGCAUCAAGUUCAACAAACAACUGCACCCAGACCUGCUCAAACAGCAUUGGAGGCUACACUUGUUCCUGUCUGAGUGGCUACACAUUGGCAGCAGAUGGAUUUACAUGUAACGAUGUAAAUGAAUGUAAUAGCACUAGUGCCAAUGGUUGCUAUAGCAACAACUUUUGUACAAACACUCAGGGAAGGUACGCAUGCUCCUGUCCCACUGACUACCGCCUUAAAGGGGACGGAAGAACUUGUCAAUCCAUUUAUCAGUGUGAAAGUAACCAUGGAUGCAGCCAUACUUGUGGAAGAGUUAAUGGGAUAGAUACUUGUUCUUGUCCCACUGGUAUGGUACUAGAUAGUACUAACAAAACCUGUGUAGAUAAAAAUGAAUGUGCCUCAGAAGCGGACAACCUGUGCAGAAUUGCCAACAAUGUGAUCUGCUUGGACACUAAUGGUUCUUAUGUCUGUAACUGUGUCAACAGUUCCUAUGUCAAAACUCAGCAGACUGUCUGUACUGAUGCCAAUGAAUGUACACUGGGCACUGCCAGCUGUCCCGCCAAUUCUCAGUGUGUCAACAAGGAUCCAGGGUAUGAGUGUCAAUGUGUAUCAGGCUACUCCAAAGUAGGGGCUCUAUGUCAAGAUAUUAAUGAAUGUGCAGGUGCCAAUGAUUGCCACGCUAAUGGCACUUGUACAAACACUGCAGGGGGAUACACCUGUGCCUGUAAUGCAGGGUUCUCGGGGAAUGGCAGAGUAUGUUCAGAUAUUGAUGAAUGUGCUCUCAAUACCCAUCACUGUGACAGUCGUGUGGCGAGAAGAACUUGCACAAACACUAUAGGGAGCUUCACCUGUGGCUGCCGAAGUGGGUUCCAGUUAGCUGCUGAUAAACGAACUUGUAAUGAUGUGGAUGAAUGCACUGGAAAUCAUGGCUGCCAACAAGUGUGCAGAAACAAUGAUGGUGGAUAUGAAUGUGCUUGUCAGACAGGAUAUAGACUCACUGCAGACCAAAGGAACUGUAUUGUGGAAACUGAGUGUGAGUCAGUCAAGAAAGCCACCUGCUUGAAUCAACAGUGUGCCAAGGUGAAUGGUACUGAUACUUGUCAGUGUCCUACCGGCUUCCAACUGGCAGCAGAUGGGACCUCAUGUAACGACAUCGAUGAGUGCAAGACCUCCCCUUGUUAUGCUACCAAUAGUAAUUGUACCAACACUCAAGGAGGAUACAACUGUUCUUGUACAAAUGGCUACAUUCUGGGACCCAACAAUGUGUGUAAAGAUCGUAAUGGUGGUCUUUCUAACUGGUCUGUUUGGGGAAACUGUACCAAGGAAUGUGGCAAUGGAACCCAGACGCGGACAAGGUCCUGCACUAAUCCGACCAAGGAGGGAUUCGGCGCUGAUUGUACUGGCGAACUUUCACAAACCCAAAUUUGUAACACAGAAGUCUGUCCUACUGAACCCCUAACUACCACAACUGUGGCUGCUGAAACAACUACAACAAUUCAAUCCCAGAAUACCACAACUGCCGAUCUCGACACAACCACAUCGUCUUCAGACGACUUAACCACUGUAAGUGAAAGCACAGAUGUUACAACAACGGAGACAUCGGACAACGUAACAACAGUGAGUGAAACCACAGAUGUUACAACAACGGAGACUCCGGACAACGUAACAACAGAAAGUGAAACCACAGAUGUUACAACAACGGAGACACCGGACAACGUAACAACUGAAGCCGCAGACACCACAACACAAGCUGCACACACCACAACACAAGCUGCAGACACCACAACACAAGCUGCAGACACCACAACACAAGCUGCAGAAACCACAACACAAGCUACAGACACCACAACGCAAGCUGCCGACACGACAACGCAAGCCGCCGACACCACAACGCAAGCCGCCGACACCACAACGCAAGAUGCAGACACCACAACGCAAGCUGCAGACACCACAACGCAAGCCGCAGACACCACAACGCAAGCUGCCGACACCACAACGCAAGCCGCCGACACCACCACGCAAGCGGUCGACACCACCACGCAAGCCGCAGACACCACAACGCAAGCCACAGACAUCACGACGCAAGCUGCAGACACCACAACGCAAGUUGCCGACACCACCACGCAAGUUGCAGACACCACAACGCAAGCUGCAGACACCACAACGCAAGCUGCAGACACCACAACGCAAGCGGCCGACACCACCACGCAAGCGGCCGACACCACCACGCAAGCCGCAGACACCACAACGCAAGCCGCAGACACCACAACGCAAGCUGCAGACACCACAACGCAAGCGGCCGACACCACCACGCAAGCGGCCGACACCACCACGCAAGCCGCAGACACCACAACGCAAGCCACAGACACCACAACGCAAGCCGCCGACACCACAACGCCAGUUCCCGACACCACAACGCAAGUUCCCGACACCACAACGCAAGCUGCCGACACCACAACGCAAGUUGCCGACACCACAACGCAAGUUGUCGACACCACAACACAAGCUGCCGACACCACAACGCAAGCCGCAGACACCACAACGCAAACUGCAGACACCACAACACAAGCUGCCGACACCACAACACAAACCGCAGACACCACAACGCAAGCCGCAGAGACCACAACACAGGCCAUAGACACCACAACACAGGCCGCAGACACCACAACGCAAGCCGCAGAGACCACAACACAGGCCAUAGACACCACAACACAGGCGGCAGACACCACAACACAGGCUGCAGAGACCACAACACAAGCUGCUGUUACCACAACACAAGCUGCAACCACCACAACACAAUACAUCGGAACUAUAGCGGGAUAUACUUCAUGGUCCACGUGGGGGGCAUGUGAUCAGGAUUGUGGUGAUGGUAUCCAAUUGAGGACACGCAAUUGCACUGAUGUCACAGGAGCAAACCGGGGCAUGGACUGCGGAAAUAAUCUGCAAGAGGAAAAGGCAUGCGUAGGUCUACCAAAAUGUGUUGUGACGGCUAAUCCAUGUGAAGCGGUUAUCAAUCCAUGCUUAACCGAUGGCGUGCUGCAUACAUGUCGUGUUCAGUCGGGAGGGAAGUUCAAAUGUACAUGCAAAGAUGGAUUUGUCAAUGAUGCAAAUGGAGUAUAUUGUGCUAAAUCCCAGAAUUCUCUAGUGAGGAUCCCCAACAACAACACACCCCCGGAAUUCUCUAGUGAGGAUCCCCACCAACAACAGACCCCAGAAUUCUCUAGUGAGGAUCCCCACCAACAACGUACCCCAGAAUUCUCUAGUGAGGAUCCCUACCAACAGCAGACCCCAGAAUUCUCUAAUGAGGAUCCCCACCAACAGCAGACUAAAAGAAUUAUCUAG
Molecule: messenger RNA, 9093 nt
Organism: Ostrea edulis (European flat oyster)
Lineage: Eukaryota; Metazoa; Mollusca; Bivalvia; Ostreida; Ostreidae
Product: serine-rich adhesin for platelets-like
Exons: 46
Biological process (GO): cell-matrix adhesion; signal transduction
Cellular component (GO): membrane
Molecular function (GO): calcium ion binding
Source: RefSeq, a predicted model, not a curated record